This is a messenger RNA of Prorocentrum cordatum, 922 nucleotides long. The record is from the annotation of a GenBank genome assembly. NCBI's taxonomy places the organism in Eukaryota, Dinophyceae, Prorocentrales, Prorocentraceae.
UUCCAAAGGUUCGACUUCGAUUCCCCAUCGGAAGCCUGAGGACAACCUGAGGCGAGCUGCGAGACAAUCAAGGAACACGGAGCCCCUCCCCAACGAAAAGGGUUCCUUCUUCAGGGCCCCGACUGUACAACUGUCAGAGGGCCAUACAAAGAACGGAGGGGGCCGGAAGACUAUGCAGGAGGCCCUGAGGCGUACAGGGCCUUUGAAAAAAUUGCGCGCAGAGGGGCGACCGCGGCUGCGGGAGACCGCGGCGGAGGGUCCCGAGCUCAGCCGCGUCGGCCCUGCAGCGCCCACGCCCCGCGGAGAGAGAAAAAAGUGGCCGACGCUCCUCGCCGUGAGGCCGCCUCUGGCGACCUGCCCGCCGCGCCAAGCGAUGAGGAGGAGGAGGAGGAGGAGGAAGGAGGAGGAGGAGGAGGAGGAGGAGGAGGAGGAGGAGGGUAGGGUUCGCACGCGGCCUCCUGCCCACGACGUGCCCCAACGGCGGGCAGAUCCGCGCGCGUCGGGGGGGGGGGGGGGCGCAGAGCGAGGCCGCAGCGGGAGGCUCUGGAGCGCUGCGGAGGCUGUCCCGGAGGCGGCUGGGGGCUCGUCGCGGAGACGUCUGGACGGUUCGCCUACCAUCACUCCAGACAUACUGGCGCAGGACGAAAGAUUUACUUCUUGAGGUGCAAAUGGCUCCCCGCUUUACUCUAAUAGUACGCAUGUACAGCGGGGUCAAAAUCGGAUACGCCGCGAAAAAAGGCCGAACACGGAUCCAGCAAAUCCGAAAUCGGAUCCGCGCGGGCGGAAAUCGGAUCCACCGAGGCAAACGCCAAAGCCACAAUUGGACCCGCGCGAACUUCACGGGAUCCGACGGUGGUUAUCUCACGCGCGCCUGCUCAAAAAUUCAAGCCGUCGCUCUGGGCCCGAAAGGAAACAUUUUUCG